Messenger RNA from Nicotiana tabacum (common tobacco), 1810 nucleotides. The record is from RefSeq and is a predicted model, not a curated record. NCBI's taxonomy places the organism in Eukaryota, Viridiplantae, Streptophyta, Magnoliopsida, Solanales, Solanaceae.
AGGCUUUGCAGGAGAAGGUGGAUAUUAAUGAUUAUGAAUAUAAAAAAAUCCCUAAGCCAAAGGAAAGCUCAUAAAACAACGAAAAGUUGAACUCAGUCUCAGUGGUGAAUAAAUCACCUAGCAAGAAGCAAACUUCAGGUCCUCAAAAUCAGAUUGCACCAUCAAAUGUCAUUGGGAUCUCGAACUCUUUUGACGCUUUGGUGAAUGAGGGGGAGAUUUCUACAAAGGACGCUGAAAAUAAGGAGCAAUAUAUGGAUGAUGACACACUUUCAAUAGCUGGAAAAAUCAGUUCUACAGGUGGUGAAAAGCAGCAGCAAAAUACAGAGGACAUAGAUGCUCCACUUGGGGUCGCAAGUAUUGAUAAUCACAGUGCUGAGCCAAGUCAAAUACAUGUAGCAGCUACACCAACACAGACUAUUUCCAACAUGGAUCUAGCUAAAAUGGUAAACGAUGCACCUGUAGCUAUGAUGAGGAAUACAUCUCCAAAAAAAUGGCAAUCACAGGCUCCAGUCAGUAGCAAUCAACAGCAACAUUCCAAGAACACAGAGGUACGACAAUUUGUUUCGAAGGACAUUAUUCCUUUUGAUGCGCAAAAGACUGAGGCACACAGUUCCAAUAAACCUCACUUUUCCAAUCCUCAUGUCCAACAAAUCAUCAAAGAUACACAAAAUGCAAUGAUGAUGAAUUCUUCUGUGGUUAAACAACCUUUUGUCACUUUGAACACUUCGGUUUUUGAAAUACCUUCACAAUCAGUGGAGUCUUUUGGGGAAUUUGAAGGUGAAUCUGGGCAGCUUAUGCUGUCAACUGGGAAUAACAACAAUGUCAUACAAGCAAAGGUGAGGGAGAUGGCUAUCAAAUCCAAGCUUUGGCUUGACCAACGUGAGGAGGACGAUGAAGAGGACCGGGGUGAUGGUUUUUAUGGGUACUCAUCUGAAGAGACAGAUCAUGAGGUCGAUCAGGAGAGUGCAGGUGAAGAAUUCGAUUCACUAACACUGCCUAAACCAGAUGGUUUACCAACAGCGAGCCAAAAAAGCACAUUAAACCUCAAUGCACCAGCUUUCAUUCCCAGGAACUCUCCAGUUGUUGCUCGCCAAAAUGCAGCAGCUGGAAACGUAGUCCAAAAUGCAGAAACACGUAAUAACCAAAAUUAUCCAGCAGCAGUGUCAACCACUGGACAGCAGCAGCGUAGUGAAGCAACUACAACUGAAGCCAACUCGAUGGUAGUGGCAGUAGCAAGUAAAUCUGGGCAGCAUCAGCAGAAAUACUUUGCAAGCAUUGAAGCUGGACAGCAGAUGCAGAUUGCAAGCCCUGAUGACUUCAGCAGCAAAUUGCGAGCACAUCAAGGGCAGCACUGAUGACUUCAAUCUCAGGACAACAAAAUGGUCAGCAACAACAAAAUGCAACCAGUUCAACUGAUUUAAUGAUGCCUUCAAUGGCUGGAAAGGAGCAACAUGAUUUAAAUAAGUCAUUGAUUACUGUGGAGGACAGAAAAUUACUCGACGCCAUGGUAAGUCCCAAACCAGUAAACUCUCUUAAUAGUAAUGCUCUUCGCACUAGCUGCGGGGUUAAAAACAGGAAUCAAGGCAUACAACAACAAAAAAACAAGGUAAUUGUUGCAAAUACACAAGGUGAAAAUGCCUCGGUGACAUUUGAUGUCGUCCAAAAUGCUCCACAUCCUGUGAACUUGGGGAGAGAAAUUUUCGAAGAAGGAGAAGAAGAUGCAAUGUUACAACAGUGCAGGGCAGAGGCAGCAAGAAAAGGUGAUUUAUCACCUAUGCAUAGCGGAAAAAAUAGGAAAUCUCAUACAAGG